This is a messenger RNA of Eublepharis macularius, 1391 nucleotides long. RefSeq names its product Rac family small GTPase 3 (gene RAC3). Gene Ontology annotation, molecular function: GTPase activity; GTP binding; protein kinase binding. Lineage: Eukaryota; Metazoa; Chordata; Lepidosauria; Squamata; Eublepharidae. Bases 296 to 997 code for a protein of 233 amino acids. Gene Ontology annotation, biological process: motor neuron axon guidance; establishment or maintenance of cell polarity; regulation of cell shape. The transcript has 6 exons. Gene Ontology annotation, cellular component: cell projection; plasma membrane; cytoplasmic vesicle. The record is from RefSeq and is a predicted model, not a curated record.
CCCGGCGCACAGCACACGCCCAUCUGGCUGCUUGCCUCUGCGCCCCCGCCACGCACACACCUAUUGUUGCCCCAGCAAAUCCCUGCCGCCACCGCGUCCCCGCCCCAGUCCUUCCUUGCCCCAGCGUAACUGCCCCCUCCCCCGAGUCGUUCCCCGGUUCCCCGGCUGUGCCCCCUCCCAUCUGCUGCAGUCUCCAGGGAAGGCUCUCAUCACCCCUGCGCGGGAUCGAACCCCGCUGGAGUCUUGCGGUCCCCCUUCGCUUCGCCCUGUCUCUCGAGGAAGAAGCCGAGCCUUGAUGCAACGGCUUAGCGUUUCAGAGAGGGCAGGGCUUUUAUUUAUUUAUUUAUUUUGCAUCCGAUCACUUAACGACUGGAACGAGAGCCAGCGGGCUUGUAUUGUGUGGCAGGCUUUGAAAAAGCUGUUCAACCAAGAUCACGGCCAUUGUACUCGAAGGGCUGUGGGGAAGACCUGUCUGCUAAUCAGCUAUACGACCAAUGCCUUCCCCGGAGAAUAUAUCCCCACUGUGUUUGAUAAUUAUUCUGCCAAUGUCAUGGUGGAUGGAAAACCAGUAAAUCUGGGGCUGUGGGACACAGCAGGACAAGAGGACUAUGACAGACUGCGGCCACUUUCCUACCCCCAGACAGAUGUUUUCCUGAUCUGCUUCUCAUUAGUGAGCCCAGCCUCUUUUGAAAAUGUCCGAGCCAAGUGGUACCCAGAGGUCCGGCACCACUGUCCCAACACCCCGAUCAUCUUGGUGGGCACCAAGCUGGACCUGAGGGAUGACAAGGACACCAUUGAGAGACUGCGUGACAAGAAACUGGCCCCCAUCACCUACCCUCAGGGCCUAGCUAUGGCCAGGGAGAUUGGUUCAGUGAAGUAUCUAGAAUGUUCUGCCCUCACACAGCGAGGCCUCAAGACUGUCUUUGACGAAGCCAUCCGCGCUGUGCUCUGUCCCCCCCCAGUGAAGAAGCCUGGCAAGAAGUGCACAGUGUUCUAAGGGCAUCUGAGUUCAGCAUGUUAUGAGUGUCUCUUCCUUGUGUGUGCGAGGAGGGAGCGUUCGCUGAGUGUUCCCGCAGUGGGAGAGGCGGGGCCCUUCAUCAUGUACGAAGUCAGUGUUUUUUAAAUGUCUCUUUGAUUUAACGUCUGUGUCGAUGUAAAAAGGGCCGCAUGGGAGAAAGAGGAGCUCGAUGCUGUCCCACCUCUAGGGCGGAGCAGUGGGAGGGGCACGCUCUCCGUGACUCCAUGCCAGGGGGUAGUGUGUGAAUAGAAAGAGCAGCCCUUUCUACUACUUAAGUUGGUGCUAGAGCACUGUGGUGGGAAGAGAGAACUUUUACCCCACUUGGGGUGGAAAAACAAACGAGACACAGGUUGAAGAAACAGCCAUCGGUGCU